AUGACUCAGUUCUACGCCAUACAGCUUCGCGAGGCAACCAAGACUAUCGAGAAACUACGUCAAGAAAAUGUGGCGUUACGUAUGGGUGAUCAAAGCCAAGUUGCCAAGCUCAAGGAUACAAUUUCCGAGCAGCGAUUUCAGAUUCAAGCCUUGCAGAACAAGCUUGAUAUGUGGCAGAUGAUGUCCAAUGGCCCAUCCCUCUUUCAUUCGCAGCCUGUUGGACGUUCGGCCAACCUCUCUGCUGAAGGCUAUUGGAAUGCCACUCGCAGGCACGACUACACCCCCCAAGCGGCGGCUGAUUCUUUUGAACAAGCAAGCGCUGGUGGAGCUAUGAAUUCUUUUGGAAAAUCCGGGAUCCCCACUUGCGAUGGAUCUUUGAAUGAAAAUUGUGGGCACAAUUUCCCUCGUCAUGACUUCACCGGAGGAUCAGCGGACUCUUUUGGACAAGCUGGCAGCGCUACUGGAGCCGCGGAGUCAUUUGGACGCGCCAGCAACCUCGCGGGCGAUGGCUCUUCCCGAUCUGCCUCUCAUGGAGUCAACAAUCAAUACUAG
Messenger RNA from Puccinia triticina, 552 nucleotides. RefSeq lists its product as uncharacterized. The transcript has a single exon. The record is from RefSeq and is a predicted model, not a curated record. The coding region runs from base 1 to 552 and encodes 183 amino acids. NCBI's taxonomy places the organism in Eukaryota, Fungi, Basidiomycota, Pucciniomycetes, Pucciniales, Pucciniaceae.